GAAACAUCAAGGAAAAAGAUACGCUCGUAGAACAUUCGUAUCGCCAAUUUAAUCUAUACUUAUAUACCCACCCUUACGAUGCCGCAUAUCAGUAACGUCAGAUGUUUGAAGGUAUAAAUAAUUUCCUUUGACAGACCAGAUCAGAGAGUUGAGUGAGUUAUGUGCUUCGAAAGCAUCAUGAACAAAAACGUAUUAAUAUGGACGGUUAUCCUGGUUGGGUGUAUUGAUGAAGUAUUAGCCGAAAUAUCCUGCGAAAUAACAGAAGUAAAAUCGUCGACCCCGUCCGAGCAUGAUCUAAGCGAUUUCUACUAUGAUCAUGACAGUAGCGAAGUGUACGAAAAGUUAUACAGUUUUGCAAUAUGCGAAGGUGGUGAAGUUGACGCCGACUAUAAAAUCAAUAUCCACACAUCAGAAGAGUUGAAGUAUAUAAUAUUUCAGAACAGUAAACUCACAACAGUUCCCGUUCACAUAUUUGCAUCGUUACAAGGUGUUCAAGAAAUGUAUUUAAAUUCAAGUGAAGUGGAAACGAUUCAACCGGGUGCAUUUACUGGCCUUUCCAACUUAAAUCAAAUAUACUUACAAGAUAAUAAUAUUACAAAGUUAUCCGCUGGGAUUUUUAAUUCAUUAUCUAAGUUAGAAAUACUAAACGCGGCGAACAAUGUAUUGGAAAGUGUAGAAGAGCAUACCUUUUUGGGAGUACUUAAUUUAAUGAAAUUAGAUCUGCACAGCAAUAAUUUAAGUUACAUUUUACCGAAUACCUUUGCAAAUUUGCAAAAGUUGGAGUACGUAGACCUAUCACAGAAUUAUUUACUUGAAAUAACAUCCAACGUUUUUGCAACAAAUCAGCUGUUAUAUUUGAAUUUGUCUUGUAAUAGCAUCCAGAAUGUAACUUUCUCGCACUUGCCCAGUUCAUUGCAAUUUUUAAAUUUAAGUCACAAUGUUAUAGCUGAGGUAAGCAAUUUAUCUAAUCUUCUUAGUUUGUUACAGUUGGAUGUUAGUUUUAACAAAAUAACUCAAAUUUUUUUCGCCGUUCAAAACCAAACUGAAACAUCGGUCACUUACAAAUUGAUCGAUUUGGAUAUAAGUCACAAUCUAAUACCAAACAUAACACUGAAUUCUUUUAAUAGCCUGCAAGACCUUAUUAAACUCAACAUGGCGAAUAAUUUGAUCUCCGCAAUUUCAAUUGGGUCUUUAGACUACCUUCAAUCACUCAUAUUCCUUAAUAUGUCAAUGAAUAAGAUUGAGGAAGUAGAUUUUGGCACAUUUGGGAAUUUGGAACGUUUGAACACGUUAGAUAUUUCCAACAAUGGCUUAAGUAAUUUCCAAGAAAGUACCCUUCAUGGCACCAAAAAUCUUACACAUUUGUACUUAUCUGAUAACUUGAUAAAGUCUAUAGAUGCGCCCUACCUAAAGGCUCACUGUGGAUAUUUAAAAACCAUAUCUCUACAUAACAACCCAUGGAACUGUUUAAUUUUAGGCAAGCUGGUUAAAACGUUCGAAACAUAUCAAGUCACCGUUAUACGCGGACCUACAACAUUAGCACAGCACGUCAAUGGAAUACGUUGCUAUACUAACAACCUUACUGAGCCGCUCGAAUAUAUUAGCACAGCAGAGUCGACAACUAAAAAGUUUCUACUUCCAAAUAUGCCCAACGUCUCUACAUACUUCGACUCCCUCGCUGAAAAUAUUAAUACAACUUUUAAUACUUUCUUCAACAACUUUCAUCAACUUGAAGAUACACUGCGAAGUUCUUCGGUUCAUGCGUUCCCAAAUUUUGAAAACUUAGAUGCCCGCUUCAAAAGUACCAGUUUUUAUAAAUUUUUUACCAUCAAAUUUGAUCAAACGGAUUUUUUCCGUCAUACUAGCAAGUACUGUGCAAAUGCGGAACACGAGAAAGUCAAGAUUAUUCCAAAGCGCUUGGAAUCAAAUCCACCAAGUCCUUCGGACAGCGAUAAAUUUGUAUCUAGGUUAGAUGAGAUUCUAGGUACUUUUAAGGGCAAAGUUACCGUUUUCAUGAUACUGGUUUUAAUUGUGCUUGUUACUGUUACUGUCUUGCUUGUCUUAUUGUAUCUAAAGGUUCGCUCAAUCGAUAAAUGCAUGUUGUUGCAAAAACGCAAAGAAGAAAGCACGUGGUUCGAUGCGCAGUUGGAAUUGAUUUAAGAAUUGUGUAAAUCAUUUUUG
Photinus pyralis (common eastern firefly) is the source of this 2181-nucleotide messenger RNA. Its product is annotated as toll-like receptor 6. Gene Ontology annotation, molecular function: protein binding. The coding region runs from base 160 to 2160 and encodes 666 amino acids. The record is from RefSeq and is a predicted model, not a curated record. Gene Ontology annotation, cellular component: extracellular matrix. Lineage: Eukaryota; Metazoa; Arthropoda; Insecta; Coleoptera; Lampyridae. The transcript is spliced from 2 exons.